AUGCAAUCCAUCACUCCGCUGCCCUCGCGCAGCGUAUCAUUACGAUCUCAUGGAUCCGGACUCCUCGCCCUGCGCUCCACGGCUGUGGGUCUUGCCCGUCUGCUCUCCAUGACCAUGUCGGUGGCGUAUGCUGCCCCCCUACACCAUCUGGGCGAGAAGAAGCCCGAGACCAAGGGCGCCAGUCUCUGGGUGCUCUACCUCAUUUCGGUCGUGCUCGUCCUCGCCGGCGGUGCCUUCGCGGGUCUGACCAUCGCCCUCAUGGGACAGGACGGCAUCUAUCUCCAGGUCAUGGCGCGCGACCCGAACGAACCACAGCAGAAAAACGCAAAGAGAGUGUAUGACUUGUUACAGAAUGGCAAGCACUGGGUUCUGGUGACCCUACUGCUGGCCAACGUCAUUGUGAACGAGACUCUCCCCGUUGUGCUAGACCGCUGCCUCGGUGGCGGCGUGGCUGCUGUCGUGGGGUCGACCUUUCUGAUCGUCAUCUUCGGAGAGGUCCUCCCCCAGUCGAUUUGCGUGCGUUACGGCCUGCCAAUUGGUGGUGCCAUGGCUAAGCCCGUCCUCGGCCUGAUGUACCUGCUUGCUCCAGUCGCCUACCCGACCGCGAAGCUCCUCGACUGGCUGCUCGGCGAAGACCACGGCACCGUGUACAAGAAGAGCGGCUUGAAGACGCUUGUGACGCUACACAAAAGCCUGGGCGAUGUAUCUGAACGGCUCAACCAGGACGAAGUCACUAUCAUCAGCGCUGUGCUCGAUCUGAAGGAAAAGCCCGUUUCGAGUGUCAUGACUCCGAUGGAAGACGUCUUCACUAUGUCUGAGGAUACCGUGUUGGAUGAACAGACCAUGGACAUGAUUCUUUCGGCUGGCUACUCUCGCAUCCCUAUCUACGAGGCUGGACAUCCUACCAACUUUGUCGGUAUGCUUCUGGUCAAGAUUUUGAUUACCUACGACCCAGAGGACUGCAAGCGUGUACGCGACUUCCCGCUGGCCACGUUGCCCGAGACGCGCCCGGAGACGAGCUGUCUCGACAUCAUGAACUUCUUCCAGGAGGGCAAGUCGCACAUGGUCUUGGUGUCAGAAUAUCCAGGUGAAGACCACGGAUGUCUUGGUGUUGUGACCCUCGAGGAUGUAAUCGAGGAGUUGAUUGGAGAGGAAAUUAUUGACGAGUCUGACGUGUACAUUGACGUUCACAAGGCCAUUCGCCGUCUGGCUCCCGCCCCGAAGGCCCGCCUUCCUCGCCGGCCAUCUGUCGAUCAACAACCACGCAGACCACGUAGCGGUACCAUGCCUUGCGAAUGCAGCACCGAUGGCCCCAGCAUUUGUGCACCUCCGCGUAGAUCGCUCGACUCUCCGGCGCUGAGCGGCAGCCCGAAGACGACAAUCAUGAUGCGGCGCAGCUCAGCUGGUCUUGACGGCCAGUGGGUGCAAACUACGGUCCCAGUACGUGCGAAGUUCGAAGACAUCAGGGAGCACCUGAAGCAUCUCGGCCCAUCAAACCCCGCCUCGCACCCCAAGGACACGCGCUCGACGACGGUCAAGGUCAAACCGGGCAUCGGCGGCCCGCCGCCAUCGACUCGUGCCGGCUCCACCAUCGACCGCGCGAUCGAGGAGUCCCCUCACCUCGAAGAUGCUAGCGAAACGACCAGCCUGCUUCGGCCGAAAUCGACCCCCGCUAAGUUCGACGAAGCGAUUAGGCAGCGCUACGGACCAUCUCUUGCCGUGCCGCUGAGUGCAUCACCCGAGCAAAUCGACAAGUCGACUCAAACUACCGGUAACGGCAGCGAAAAUGCCAAUGGGAACAACAACGUAAACAGCAACCUCGAUAAGUUGUCCGCGUCAGUACCCAUAAAGUCACCGCCGCCACCGCCCCUCCGCCGCAUUACCAGCGCGUCCAGCGUCGGCAGUGCUAGCGUUGGCUCGUCCAGUAAGACAGAGCACAUACCGGUGCCGCGCAAGCCGUACGUGCGCAGCGGCAGCAUUACGGAGAAUGUUAUUGAGUCGCGCGGCGUGAGGAAGGUGGUGCUUGAGACGAUGGACACGCACCAUGACGAGGAUCAUGAGGAGGCUGUGGCGUCGACACCAUCCAGCUUCGACGGGAGCAGGUUAUUUGGGCUGUUUAUGGGACGGGAUAAGGAUAAGGAUAAAGAUAAAGAUAAGGACAAGGAUAAGGAUAAGAAGAGUGCUGGGUCACGGGGUAGUUCACGGGUGGGUUCUCCCUCGGGGUCGACCAAGGGGAAAAAUGGGAAAGAGAAGGAAAAGGAGGAUUCUGAACCGGAAGCGUCAGCCGAUGAGGAUGAUGAGGAGGAUGACCCCCUUCUUGAAGGGAGUAGGGGGCUUGCAGCCGAGGCGUCGGGGAGAGAGUCACGCCCUGGGUCAAGGGGAGGGAUGGAAAAGAAGAAGACAAGGAGAAGGAAGAGAAAGGGAGGCGGCUGGUCGUCUACGGUGAUGUGA
Molecule: messenger RNA, 2451 nt
Organism: Thermochaetoides thermophila DSM 1495
Lineage: Eukaryota; Fungi; Ascomycota; Sordariomycetes; Sordariales; Chaetomiaceae
Exons: 4
Coding region: 1-2451 (816 amino acids)
Biological process (GO): magnesium ion homeostasis
Cellular component (GO): intracellular membrane-bounded organelle
Source: RefSeq, a predicted model, not a curated record